CGUUCCAAGUGUAACUGAAGGAAACGAAAACAUAUGAAGCCCCCUUUCAUAAUGUGCACAUAAUCCUUGAAGUGCAUCGCAAACCAAUAAAAGAAAAGUGAAAACCCAGAAUUGACAAGGAAUGUAGUGAAAGCUGAAGCUCUCAGACCUUCACGAUCGCUACGAAACGAAAUUAUUGUGCAACUACCGCCAGAAAACCAAAAAAAAACAAAACCCAUUCGCAUAAAAACCUUCACUUGCAUCCAAGGAUACCCAUUUCUCCCCUCGGAAUACGGAUUCUUUCCGUAGAGCUCUGCAACGCAACAGCAACAGCACCUUUAAAUUUGGCGGUAUUGGAACGAGCGGCGCCGUGAGCGGUGAAAAUCAUUAAAAUGAAGAAUGUCUGGCGAAUAUUCCUGCUGCUGAUGGUACUGAAUGAUGCAAGUUUAAUUAGCUCAGAGCCGCAAUAUCAGCAGCAGCCAAACCAACUGCAACCACAGGGAAAUUUCAACAAUAACAAUGUGAACAAUCAGGUUAAUAAUAACAACAACCAGUAUUAUGGGCCUCAACAGCAGCAACCACAACAGCCACUGCAGCAGCAACAGCAACAGCCUCAACAACAGCAGCAACAACCUCAACAGCCGCCUUACAGGUAUCGAGCUCCUGUACCCCCAACGACAGCAGCACCAUCGUUUUUUCAACGAAUCUCAAGCUGGUUCAAUUUCUUUGGGGAUGACAGUGGCGACAGGCGACCUGCACAGCCUCUAGCUCCACCCCAGCGGCAGUCCCUGUCCCCGAAUCCUCCACCUCCCCCACCUCCUCAGCUACAGCCACAACAGUUUCAACCUCAGCAACAGUUUCAACCCCAGCAACAGUUUCAACCCCAGCAACAGCUUCAACCCCAGCAACAACUUCAACCUCAGCUAAAUCAGCAGCCUGUUCAGUUUCCACAACCACAGCAGAUAGACCCUAUCAGAAAUGGGAGUAGGAUCGGCGUGGUGAAUACAAACUAUGGUACACCCAACUUCAACAACCAACAGCAAAACGGAGGUUUUCAACCGAUUAUCCAUCAGAAUCAUAACUACCAGACGAGUGGGAGCAACUACCAUCCAGUAGCAAACGCUCUCUCACCAACUAGUAAUAUCCAAGGACCCGGCUAUCAGUAUCAGCCACCACCUCAAGCCCCGCAACAACCGCAGCAACCGUUCGUUCCAUCGACCUUACAGCAGAAGAUAGUUGGUUCCCAGCAGGACCCCAGAAUCCUUAGACCUUCACAAGCCUAUCAUCAAAACCUGCAAUUCCGUGAUCCUGAACCAACGACGGUAGGCCCAGGAAUUGCUCUUGUUCCCGGAGUGCAGAAUGCAGGUCCCUUGGAAGAAUUUGACUACCAUCCGUGUAAUAACGUGCCAUGGGUUCCGUUGGCACCCCCGCCAGAACAUCUCCCCGUAACUCAAGUGCCCCCGAAUGCUAUCACUCCACCUUCCCAGACCCCAAUCAAGCUCGAAAUAAGACCCAAGGGUCAUGUCCAUUCGGUAUCCCCUUAUCCUCCUGCCAUACAAAAUCACGAACCAGCAAUCAUCACAGCUGCUCCUCCACCGCAGCAUUUGAUCCAACUGCAACUACAACAUCAGCAGCAGCAACUGCAAAAUCUACAGCUGCAGCAGCUACAGUUUCAGCAGCAGCAACUUCAGCAACAGCUGCAACAACUCAAGGUUAGUACCCCAGCAGAACCGUCAUAUCUGCCGUCGACAACGACGCCCACAAUCCAACCGGCAGCUCCGACAAUUGCUCACUUUGUGACCCGAAAACCCGACUCACCGGCAGCAGCUCCAAUAACCUUCCGACAAGUCGCCGCAACGUACUUCACCAACACAGACUACCACCCUCCAGCCAAGAUCCUACCGAUUCAGAACGAAGACAAACCACACGCUUCAAUCUCGCUACCGAACUUGAGUGCCUCUCCAGUUCCACCACUCUAUACGGCGACCUCUUUCCACGCAGACCCGUACAAAUUCUAUCGACCGUACAAACCACGAGACAUCGUAGAGCUGGGCAUCGGUUACCCACAAUCACUGCAAUCCAUGUCCAAUAGCUACAUACGCUACAAUAGACCACCCUUCCCUGGUAACAGACCAAAUCACUCAAUUUUCGAUGUUGAACAGGUUGCUUCAUCGUCAUCCCAAGUCUACACUACAGUGGCAUACUCCAACGAAGACUCCAGACCAGCAGCUUCCGAGCACCGUAACGUAACCAUCACCGGCACUAACCAACUAACAGCCGAGGACGAAGAUUACUCGUCCGAAGAAGACGACGAUCAGAUCAGUGGAGUGACGGUCACCUUCCCGGUGGAGGUAACUAGUGUCGUGCCGAAAACCCGUUACUAUUCCUCAAGAACGACUACCACUGAAAGACCUACUACGUUCCCAUCUUCACUACCUCCACCAACAGAUCCAGAGGAACUAGGAAACGGUCUUCAAAUUAUCUACUCUGCCAACCUCCAUUCCAGUUCACCUGUCAAUAAACAGUUCCAAAGGCAACUUACCGAUUCCGACUUAGACCACCCGCACUCACACCCUCCGGUGAGCUUGUUCAACAAUCUGCUAACUGAAGAGGACCCUGAGGAUUCGGUGGCUAGAGAGACCGGCCCCGUCACGGUUUCAACACAUGCCCCACCUACAAGACCGAUUUCCACUUUCCUGACCACACUCAAAGUCGCAGCAAACCGUCCGACAAUCUUCCAACGCUACACGACCACCGAAGCUCCCAGUACAGAAAUUACAACCUCACCUCCACACACGGUUACCACCGUCAAACCGACUACAUUGCUGCAUCACUCCUCCAUGACGGCUGCCAUCGGUGGCCACAUCAAUACAGCAGCCACCAAAAAACCCAAGCAAAUCCAGAUCAUCAUCCCAUACAGCACCUACAAGAAGCCGGAACCAUUCAAACACAAAGACCGUGACGAAAUAGACCACUCACCGGAAGAGUCCAAAAUUGUGACCGCUACCUCUGGAUCUUCCACGACACUAUCACCUCUCAAGUCCCGCUUCGUCACACGGGAAUCCAUGAAAUUCUUCCACUCCACCUCCAACAUCAAGGACAUCCUUCGCAAGGAAACCACCCGUCCAUUCUCCCGUCCUCCAACGACCAUCCCGGAGAAGCCAACCAAGCUCAAGAAGGUCGAACCCGUAAAGGUCUCCAAAGACUCCAAACCAUUCACCCCACCUCGCGUUCCCAAGAUGACCCCGAUGCCCCCAAUAUUCAACCUAUCCGGACUGACAGCUGAACAUCGCUUAGAACGCACUACAACCGCCCCGCCUCGAACCUUCCACCCAACAAUCAUCAUGGCCCAUCCAUCCAGGUUCGCUCCGCAUUACAUCAACAUCACCCGAAUGCGACCGAUACCCACCAGCCACAUGUUUUCCCAUCGAACCACCAUCUCUCAGCUUCUCCGGACAACCAAAAUCGUCAAAAACCCUCCAAAAUCCCGCGAGGAACAAGAACUCAUAUCCCGACCGCAUCCACCCAUUGUCUACCGACGGACAACGGUACCCACCACGACCACUACUUCAACCGAACGGCCAGAAACGACUCCCAUCCCCAUCUACGAACGCAACGAGUGGGACAUCGAUCCACUUCUCCUGCAGCGACGAAUCGAUACCUGGACGGAGCAGCAGUAUGCCAGCGAUGAUUACCUGUUCAAAUCCAGCACCAUUCCGCUGCACAGGGUCACCAAAGCCAUUCCGUGGGAGUUUCUUACAACCACCAUGCUGCCCUUGCUGAGGGAUCGCGUCAAGGGGCGGGACAGUUGGCGCAACGUCAAGAUUGCCAUUUCACCGCACACCAAGGAGAAGGUGUACGUGGUGACGCCACAACCGUGGACGGCCAUCAUCAACCAGGAAACGGUGUCGUCACCGAGGUUCUCCAUUCGGCCAACGCCGUUCUACCAGAGGAGCGGCAGCACCAGCAGCAGUAGAAGAAGUGGUAGUAGUACAGGAUCGACCGUGGAUGUUUCACCGGAAUCAGUGAACGAUCUGGUGGAACACAAAUCGAAACUGCACCGAACAUCGCUAAGUCCCGUCAAGCUGAAGCACCGAAAGUACGUCCGACAGAAAACCUUCACCCGACCGCCAUAUCAGGCUAGAUUCAGCAGCACCAUCAGCGGUAGCAGUAGCAACGAAUCGGCGUGACCAGGAGGACCAGGGAUCGGGACAUAACCCAUCUUGAGCAAGCAAUCCGAACAGCCAAAGCCACACCACACAUACACCCAGUUUAAGGAAUCGCACCAUUUGUAUUAGAUAGCGCGAGUGAGAGAGAACGAGAGAGAGAGGAAGGGAGUUAACUUAAGUCAAAACCCGUCGAAAAUAGCCAACGUAAAUUAGGUUUUUUUUUAAUUAGAUCGUAUUUUUUUUUAACAGGAACCAAACCAGGCCGCUAGAAUAUGUGCCACAGAGUAAAAGGUGAGAGGGAGACGAUUCAUCAGUCUCUUUUCUGCAGAGACUGAUUGCAAUUAUGCGCUUUUUCCAUUACAACUUGGAGGGGAAAGCAAAUCUCACUGCACCUUCGAAAUGUUGACACAUGGAUAUUGUAUUUAUUUUAAUAUGUAUACUGUGUAGUAGUUUAAGCUAAACAAGUUGAAGGGCGAAGGAAUGGUGAAUGAGUGUGUUCAUAAUGGACAUUUAAGUUACAGAAUGUGAAAUGCUGCGAACGAUGAUACUUUAGAAAACUGGCAACGCAGUCAUUUAAAAAGAACUUAGGCUGUGUAUCAUUUCAUGAAUUUUCAUUUAAAUUUGACAGAUGGAAAAUUUUCAAAUAAACCUGCUAUUGUACCAGACUUAUAACAGACAGACCAGGAAUAAAUUUUGACCAACACCUUCUCGAAAAUCAAACGAUCAUCAACAGAGGGAUUUUCGAACAUUUAAUUUUUUUUAUGCUGCGAACGGUGAUACUUUAGAAAACAGGCAACGCAUUUGUUAAAAAAGAACUUAAAAUUGUUUAUA
Messenger RNA from Ochlerotatus camptorhynchus, 4979 nucleotides. Its product is annotated as mucin-2-like. The record is from RefSeq and is a predicted model, not a curated record. The transcript has 3 exons. Bases 372 to 4169 code for a protein of 1265 amino acids. NCBI's taxonomy places the organism in Eukaryota, Metazoa, Arthropoda, Insecta, Diptera, Culicidae.